Molecule: messenger RNA, 1962 nt
Organism: Capsicum annuum
Lineage: Eukaryota; Viridiplantae; Streptophyta; Magnoliopsida; Solanales; Solanaceae
Exons: 9
Coding region: 228-1664 (478 amino acids)
Cellular component (GO): nucleus
Source: RefSeq, a predicted model, not a curated record
AAGCAAAAAAGGGGUGAGAAAAAGUGGGGGACACAAAAAAAAGGGGGGAAAGGGGGAGAAAACGGGGAAAAAGCGAGAGAAGAAAAGGGGGGGGGGUGUGUAAAAGUGAGGUUUUUGUUAAGCCCUAGACACUUUGAAAGUAGAAGUGUGUGUAUAAUUUUUGAGUGUGAGAGUGGGCAAAGGCAAGGCGGGAGACUGUGUUCGGAGGGAAUAGGGUUAGUAAGAAGAUGGCGAAGGAGGUGAAUGAAGAGAAGCAAGGAAUGGAAGCCAAGAUUGAAGCAGCUGUGCGCUCUCGUCUUCAGCAUGUCAAAGAAAAUGCCGACUCCUUUACUUUGGAGAGGGUGCGUAGACUGAUAGAGGAAGACUUGAAGCUUGAAAAGUAUGCUCUUGAUGUGCAUAAAAAAUUCAUUAAGCAGUUUUUGGAGAAGCUAAUGGAGAAUGCUGAGGAUGAUGGUGUCUCGAAGGAUUCACAGGAAAAUUUGGAAAAAGACGCUUCGUCGACUAAACAAGAGAAAGAAGUGCUCGAGUCCCCUAAAAAGCAAGUGAUAAAGAAAGAGAUCAAAGAGCUAGCAUUUGAUGACGCAGAAAUGGAUGGUUCUCCUAUAAUGGGUGUUAUGAGCUCCAAAUCAGAGUCAGUGGAUGCCCAAGGUUUAAAGGCAAGUGAGAGCUCAAUAAAGAAGGCCAUCUGGGAGAGAGCUGCUCACUUCAGAGCUAAUUCCGAGUCAAUAACUCUGGCUGGUGUUCGUCGACUUCUGGAAGAAGAUCUUGGUCUUGAGAAAAAUACUCUUGAUGCCUUUAAGAAGUUUAUUCAUAAUCAAAUAGAUGAGGUGUUAGCAUCUUCUGAAGCUCCUAAAUCUAGCAGUGUUAAGAAAAGCCCUGAAAAAAAAAGUAAAAUAGCAAAGAAGAGUGGUGAAAACUCUGAUUCAUUUAGCAGCCGAGGUAAAAAUAUAACAGAAAAAGUUAAAUCAGGAAAGAGAUCUGCCGCAAUAGAAACAGUUGAGAAAGCUGAAGGACUGAAGAAACAGAAAAAACCUAAUUCAGAGGAUAAUGUCCCCGCCAAAAAGCGGAAAGAAGUUUCUAAAAAGCUGUCAGAUGAAAAUAGUGAUGGAGACACCGAUAAGAUUGAUUCUGAAGAUGGUGAAUCUGGAUCUUCUGCUGAAGUACCUGCCAAGAAGAAAGUUGUAAAGGGAGCAUCAGCUAAUGCUGGAUAUGGAAAACGUGUGGAACAUCUGAAAUCAAUCUUCAAAGCUUGUGGGAUGAGUGUUGCUCCUUCCAUUUAUAAGAGAGCAAAGCAGGUAUCUGAUGACAAGCGUGAGGGCUUCCUGAUAAAGGAGUUGGAAAAGAUACUUGCUGCAGAAGGGCUAUCAACGAACCCCACUGAGAAAGAAAUCAAAGAAGUCAAAAAGAAAAAGGAAAGAGCGAAAGAAUUGGAAGGCAUUGACUUAAGCAACAUUGUUUCAAAUACACGAAGGAGAUCAACGAGCAGCUUUGUGGCUCCUCCGAGAUCCAAGUCACCUCCUAAAAAAGAUAAGAAUGAUGACAAAGAUGGUGAUAGCAACGGCGAUGAUGUAAGUGAUGACGACAAAGACGAUGAUGACAGUGAAGAUGAUGAGAGCAGUCAGAGUGAGGAGUUCAAUGAAGAUGAUAACAAGGACAGUGAAUGAAGCUCUGAUGAGUGAAGAUUAUAAGUUACAGAUUGGGGAUGAUCUUUCCAAUGUAUCAAGUCUCAGUUUCUCAACUUAGAUUUUGGAGCUGAAAUUUAGUGUAUUUUAAGAAGAGUAUAUAUAUAAGAGAUGUGAUAUUUAGCUUGAAUUAAAUUAGCGGUGAUGGAUAUUAAAUACCAUAGUUGUUAUUUAUUGAACGAUUUUGUGCAUGGAACACAUCUUUGCUUGUGCAUUGUAGAAGGUGAUAAUUGCUAUGUUUGUGCUGGUAGCAGUGCUUUUAAAGGCUUCUUGACACAAA